Messenger RNA from Chara braunii, 2500 nucleotides. The record is from the annotation of a GenBank genome assembly. Lineage: Eukaryota; Viridiplantae; Streptophyta; Charophyceae; Charales; Characeae.
GGUAGGACGAAUGGAAUAGACCGGUCAAGGUAUACUGUUAAAUAAGGGGGUGUACUUGUUUUCUUUUGCCAGGGAACUUAAAAAGAAAAGGCUGUCAAGAUGCCUGAGACUGGCGGCGCAUCAGUUGUUCCCAAGAAGGGCCUGACACUUGAUGACCUCAUCGCGGCCAUCGACCGACAUGAAAGGAACCCGAGCAACAUCCCAAAGGUCGAUACUUUCCAUUUUUGUGGGGAGAAAGUCUCAGAAUGGCUAGAGCGGGUGGAACAAGCUUUGGUCGGGCGGCCGGAUGUUGUAAAGUUUCAACCCAUCCUUCAGUAUAUCCUCCACAGCUACCAUCAGGAGGUGAAGAUAGUCAUAGAUGUGGCUCAAGGUAGCUGGGAGAGGUUUAAAGAGGGGAUGCAGAGGAAAUACCGCCUGGGAGAUGGGUUGUUGACUACCACGGACCUUGAAGCGAUGAACAAUGAGGAUUUUACGACUAUAGGGGCCUUUGUUCAAGAAUUUAAGAAGAGGGCGCGGAAGGUCCAUGGGAUUUCGAAGGAAGCACAGUCCGCCAUCUUCCUGGGGCUACUCACAGCAUCGGAGGCCGUCGAAUUGACGAGACAUAGAGGAGGUAGCACUAAGCUCACCUGGGCCACCAUUGACAGAGGGGUGGAAGUUGGGUGUUUGGACCAGGUGGAACAACGUCAGGUACGCCUGCAAAGGCAGAAGAGAAAGGAAAGAGAUGCGACCGCUUCUGGGACCCCGGGAGUAACAAGGAUUGUGACAGACGUAUUGGCACAGCUACGGUAUGCGACAGAGCCAGUGGUGCAAAGAAGGGUGGUGACGGCUGUCAAAGUAAAAGGAAAAAAGCCAGUGAUAGAGGAGGCUGGCCAGGAGGAGCUCUGGGAAGAGGAAGAGCCAGUGCCGCAACACCUGACGAAGGUCCAGCGCAAAGAAAGCCUAGACCAGUUGGGCUCGUUGAACUCGGCAGGGAAUGUGGACGAAAUACCCGAGAGCCAGGACGACGAAUUCGAAGAAGGGAAAAUUAAGGAGGCUUUUCGUGCAGAGGAGUACGACGGGAUCUACCUAGAGCUGGGGCUUCUUCUGUCAUGUGAAAUGCGGCUAAGAGAUGCGAGCGAUACGGCUCAAAGGAUGCUGCAACGCUACUUAGUGCGAGACGGUCACCUUUUCGUGAGAAGGGAAGUGGGGAAUCCCAGGAGGGUCGUUUGCGGUAGGAAUCGUCAGAUCGACGUCGUAGCAACACUACACGAUGGCAUUGCAGGAGGGCAUCGAGGGAUACAAGCCACGUAUACCAAGAUAAGUGAGCUGUACUACUGGGAUGGAAUGAUGGACAUGGUCGGGAAAUUCUAUCGAUCUUGCGUACCCUGCCAGGAGAGAUCCCGUUUAAGGCAGGGAGAGUCGCUGCAUCCAAGGUUAGAGCGAGAGGUAGGGGCCGUAGUGCAUCUCGAUCUGCUUUUUAUGCCACUUGGGGAUCAGGGCUAUAACUAUAUCUUCGAUGCGCGCGAUAACUUGUCUGGGUUCGUAGACGGGCGAGCUAUUCGCACAAAGACCGGGUUAGUCUUGGUGAGCUGCAUCGAGGAGUACUACCUGCGUUAUCCUUUCGUCAGGGAAUUCGUAAUGGACAAGGGAUCAGAGUUUACCUUUCAGGAGGUGCAAGAACUGUUAGCAGUAUAUGGUGUGGCAACCAACUACACCACGGCUGCGCACCCCCAGGCAAAUGCUCCCGUAGAGAGAGGACAUAGUACCAUUACGAACCUCCUGGCCAAAUGGACCGAAGGUAGGCCUAAUCAAUGGCCAAGAUACCUAAGGGCGGCUUUCUUUGUCGAGAACUUUACAGUAAAGAGAUCCACCAAGUACGCACCUGCAACGCUGUGGUACGGAAGGCAUGCCACCUUCCCUAUUGAAAGGUUUUUUAAGACGUGGAGGCGCCGGGAUCUGGAAGUCAACCUGUCAUUUGAAGAGUUGCUCGAUAUUCGGGCGCGGCAGGUCGGGGCGAUAGAAGAAAGGAUCGAAGAGGCAUCUGAUCAGGUGGCGAGAAGCCGUAUGGAUGAUAAGGCCCGAUGGGAUCAAUCUGCGCGAGUGAGGAAAGUACCCUUGGCAAUCGGGGAUGUCGUGCUUCUCUACAAUACGUCGUUGGAGAAGCAGUGGUCCAGGAAGCUCGAUAAGAGAUGGUCUGACUUUACGAAGACAGCCAUGCCAAGAGGAGGGAAGGGGACACGGCCGUCUAAGAGACCGUUGGGCGCAUCAGGAGGAUAUGAGCGGCAUGGGCAUCGCCAACGAGAGAGUACUUCAGUCUACAAUGAUGGGGACAUCGAGCUAUUCCUGGACAGUUUCUGGGAGCAUGCGAGGCGUAUGGGCUGGACCUUCACUCAGGCGAUUGGGAGAUUGAGGGGAGCAGGUAGGUUCGAAGAGCCCAUUGCCAGGAUUCGUAGGGAGGCGACGACGAGGCAAGAGGUGUAGAUAAGGAUGGAGGAGUUGCGACCCUCGCCUGUGGGACCUG